This is a messenger RNA of Beta vulgaris subsp. vulgaris (sugar beet), 2100 nucleotides long. RefSeq names its product signal recognition particle subunit SRP54 2. The record is from RefSeq and is a predicted model, not a curated record. Bases 232 to 1737 code for a protein of 501 amino acids. Gene Ontology annotation, biological process: SRP-dependent cotranslational protein targeting to membrane; SRP-dependent cotranslational protein targeting to membrane, translocation. NCBI's taxonomy places the organism in Eukaryota, Viridiplantae, Streptophyta, Magnoliopsida, Caryophyllales, Amaranthaceae. Gene Ontology annotation, cellular component: signal recognition particle, endoplasmic reticulum targeting; cytosol. Gene Ontology annotation, molecular function: ATP hydrolysis activity; GTPase activity; endoplasmic reticulum signal sequence receptor activity. The transcript has 9 exons.
UUAAUUUGACAGCUUGACGUCUUUCUCCCACGUUUCCUCUCUUUUUCCCUAAACCCAAUCCCCAUUAAUUGUCACUCCAAUUCUCUCUUCCUCCAAAUCCCCCAAAAUCUCCCCUACAAUUCCACAAAUUAUCCCUCCAUCAAAAUCCUAAUUUUCUAGGGUUUUUCCGAUUCAACUUCAACACGACGCAAUUUCAAUUUCUAGGGUUUCGAAUUCAUCAAUUCUUCGAAGAUGGUGUUAGCACAAUUAGGGGGGAGCAUCUCUCGUGCUCUCCAGCAGAUGAGCAAUGCGACAAUCAUCGAUGAAAAAGUUUUGAAUGAAUGCCUCAAUGAGAUCACUCGCGCUCUUUUGCAGGCUGAUGUUCAAUUUAAGCUUGUUAGAGAUAUGACAACUAAUAUUAAGAAAAUUGUUAAUCUUGAUGAUCUUGCUGCUGGUCAUAAUAAGCGUCGAAUUAUUCAACAGGCUAUAUUUAAUGAGCUCUGUAAGAUGUUGGAUGCUGGGAAGCCAUCUUUUACUCUAAAGAAAGGGAAACCAAGCGUCAUUAUGUUUGUUGGUCUCCAAGGGUCUGGAAAGACAACUACAUGUACGAAGUAUGCGUAUUAUCAUCAGAAAAAGGGUUGGAAGCCAGCUCUGGUUUGUGCUGAUACUUUUAGAGCUGGUGCUUUUGAUCAGUUGAAGCAGAAUGCGACUAAGGCUAAGAUUCCCUUCUAUGGAAGUUACAUGGAAUCAGAUCCAGUAAAGAUUGCUGUUGAAGGUGUAGAAAGAUUCAAAAAGGAAUCCUGUGAUCUCAUUAUAGUUGAUACUAGUGGACGUCACAAACAAGAGGCUGCUCUUUUUGAAGAAAUGCGACAAGUUGCUGAGGCAACGAAACCAGACCUUGUCAUAUUUGUCAUGGAUAGUAGCAUCGGUCAAGCUGCAUUUGAUCAAGCGCAAGCUUUUAAGCAAAGUGUUGCAGUUGGGGCUGUGAUUAUUACUAAAAUGGAUGGUCAUGCAAAGGGAGGUGGUGCUCUUAGUGCUGUGGCGGCUACUAAGAGUCCUGUGAUAUUCAUUGGAACUGGAGAACACAUGGAUGAGUUUGAGGUAUUUGAUGUCAAGCCAUUUGUUAGCCGCCUUUUGGGUAUGGGUGACUGGUCAGGUUUCAUGGAUAAAAUCCAUGAAGUGGUACCCAUGGAUCAACAGCCUGAACUUCUGCAGAAGCUAUCUGAGGGGAAUUUUACUCUCAGAAUUAUGUAUGAGCAGUUUCAGAAUAUCCUGAAGAUGGGUCCUAUCAAUCAGGUUUUCUCAAUGCUUCCGGGAUUUAGUGCUGAGUUGAUGCCCAAAGGUCAAGAAAAGGAGAGCCAAGCAAAGAUCAAGCGUUAUAUGACCAUAAUGGAUUCAAUGACAGAUGAAGAAUUGGAUAGUUCAAACCCUAAGCUUAUGAAUGACUCGAGAAUCAUGCGGAUUGCUCGUGGAGCUGGCCGCCAGGUUAGAGAAGUUAUGGAUAUGUUGGAGGAAUACAAACGCCUUGCGAAGAUUUGGAGCAAGAUGAAGGGACUUAAGAUCCCUAAGAAGGGAGAAAUGAGUGCCUUGUCACGUAACAUGAAUGCACAACAUAUGAGCAAGGUUCUUCCCCCUCAGAUGUUGAAGCAGAUAGGAGGUAUGGGUGGUCUUCAGAACUUGAUGAAACAAAUGGGUAAUAUGGGUAAUAUGGGUUCUGCGAAAGAUAUGAUGGGUAUGUUUGGUGGUGGAGACAAGUAAUACAAUCUGUUGUUUGGGGCGCGUUGCUACUGACUCUUAUUAGUAUAUACUGGCAUGAGUUCUUUUUUUGGCUACAUCUUCGUGCCUGCCAAAGUACAGCAUGUGUUUUCAGCUAUUUCUUGCCAGAAUUGCGAACCAAGUAUGCUGGUAGCAUUCGAGACCAAAUUGGAGACAAGGUUGUUUGAUCUCUUGGUUCCAGAAAAGUACAGUGAUAGGUUUCUAUUUUUUGUUGUCUCUACCUUAAACUAACAGUCAUUUAGCCGUCUCAGGCUGUUACAUACUGUAGAAUUGUAAGCAGUUUAUGUUUGUAUUUAUUGUGAUUUUCUUACCAACUCCAUGAUAUUGAAUGGUAAUUUUAGCUCA